Messenger RNA from Prorocentrum cordatum, 260 nucleotides. NCBI's taxonomy places the organism in Eukaryota, Dinophyceae, Prorocentrales, Prorocentraceae. The record is from the annotation of a GenBank genome assembly.
GCUCUGCCGGCGCUGCGGGCGGCUCGCCGCCGGCAGGGGGGAUGGCCGACGCCGGGCGGGGGCUGCCGCUGGAGCCCCAGGGCGGAGAGGCGCCCGGCGGUGCGCGGCGCAGCGCCAAGGGGACCCGGGCCUACCCGAAGAGGCGGCUGGCGCCGCGGAGUGGUCGGCGCGGCCACCGAGCGGAGGUCGAGAGCAAGCGCAUGGGGAUGCACUGGUACUUCUUAGGCGCGCCUGAACUCGUCACCAUCUGCCGACGAUGA